ACAGGGAAAAUGGCGGCGUGCAGGUACAGCGUCGUUCUGAUAGCUUUUGCGCUUCUCGUGUGCGACUCUACAUGUGCAACCCCGAAGAAUGAUGAGGGGGACACGGCUGAAAAAACAGAAUCCGAUAUUGCUGAUGACGUUACGCUUGCUGAAGCCGUUCAUACACAGAAGUCAGACGCGGUUUCGCAGACACAGGCCGGCAGGACCCCUAACCCUGAGACCCCGGAAUCUAAGCAGAAGGAAUCGCUGAGGCAGUGGGAAGCAACAGAGGUGACUGUCGACACUAACGCUGAUGUCCAGAGCAACGAAGAGGCACCAGAUCGGCGCGAUGCAGAGGUGAUUGAUUCUGUACCGCCACCGCCGCCGCCGAAAGACCAGUUUCAAGAGGAACUGGUAAUCCGACCGCUUCAAUCUGGAGACAUUUAUGCAAGCUUCCAGUUCCGCACUCGCUGGGACACAGACUUCUUCCAGCAAGGGAGAAAAGUGGCACACUACAGACUGUUUCCAAAGUCUUUGGGCCAGGUGAUUACGAAGUUCUCCCUCCGCGAGCUGCACAUCUCCUUCACCCAGGGAUACUGGCGGACCAUGCAGUGGGGGCAGCCCUUCCUGUCCGCGCCCCCCGGGGCAGAGCUGUGGGUGUGGUUCCAGGACACAGUCACCGAUGUGGACGGAGCCUGGAAGGAGCUCACCAACGUGCUGUCAGGAAUCUUCUGUGCCUCCCUUAAUUUCAUUGACUCGACGAACACUGUUCAACCUAGCGCCUCCUUCAAGCCCCUGGGCGUGGGGAAUGUGACUGACCAGCGCUUCCUGCGAUACGCUGUGUUGCCACGAGAGAUUGUGUGCACAGAAAACCUGACACCAUGGAAGAAGCUGCUUCCCUGUGGCUCUAAGGCUGGCUUAGCUGUUCUGCUGAAGUCUGAGAAGCUUUUCCACAGCAGUUUUCACUCGCAGUCGGUUCACAUACGACCAGUAUGUCAGGACUGGCAGUGCACAUCCACAGCGUGGGAGCUGAGGCAGACGCUGGGUGUGGUGUUCGACAUGCACACAUCUGGGCAGAGCAGGAGGGAGUGGUCCCUGUUCAAGAUGUUCUCCCGCACACUGACGGAGGCUUGUCCCCUGGCCUCUUCCAGUAAAGUGUAUGUGGACAUCACCGACAACAGCCAGGGGGAACUGUUUGACCUGACGCCAGCUACACCCACUCUCAGCCAGGCGGUGGUGCUUGGCGACCGCAGGACCUACUCCGUGUAUGACCUCACAACCCCAGAACCCUUCGGAACACUGCGCAGCCUCAACGUUCUGCUGAAGUGGAAAACGACGGACGCAGCAGACAUGCUGCGGCCCCUUCUGCAUGGCGAGCGCUACGUGGCGGGGUACGGGCUGCAGACGGGCGAGAUCCACACCCUGAUCUACAACAACCACCCGUACCGGGCAUUUCCCGUGCUCCUGCUGGAGAUGGUGCCCUGGUACCUGCGCCUGUACAUCCACACGCUGACCGUCACCAGCAAGUCCCGCGAGAACAAGCCCAGCUACAUUCACUACCAGCCCUCCAAAGACCGCUUACGCCCCCACCUACUGGAGAUGCUCGUGCAGCUGCCCCCCAACUCUGUCACUGAGGUAACGGUGCAGUUCGAGAGAGCGCUGCUCAAGUGGACUGAGUACACGCCGGACCCCAACCACGGCUUCUAUGUCGGGUCUUCUGUCAUCAGUGCCCUGGUGCCAAGCGUUGUCGCCAUGGAUACCAACAGCACAAAGGAACAUCCGCUGUUCAGCAGCUUUUUCCCCUGCAAAGAGGAGUCUGCGUACUUUGUGCGUGUGUACACCGAGCCCCUGCUGGUGAACCUGCCCACACCGGAUUUCAGCAUGCCCUACAACGUCAUCUGCCUCACCUGCACCGUGGUCGCCGUGGGCUACGGCUCCCUCUACAACCUGCUCACCCGCACCUUCCAGGUGGAGGAGCCCAGCCCAGGGCUCACCAAGCGCCUGGCCAACGUCAUCCGCUGGCUCAGGGGCGUGCCGCCGCUGUGAGCUCAACGUCAAAUGCAGCGUCGUCCCACUCUUCAGAAAACACGCAGGGGAACGCCAGCCCGGCACAGCUCAUUGCUGCUCACUCUGUCAGAACAUUUCACCUGGAGUUGCUGUGUUUCAGCUCUGAGGAGGGAAUGAGGAACUGGGCUUAAAGUCCACCAGAAGAUCAUUGAUGGGCCACUUUGCAUGGCUGGGACGCAUGCAUUUUACUGACCAUUCCUCUGCUCUGAGUGACUGGGAUAUGAGUUUCUACAGAAAGCAGAAAGGAGGGGAGUGGAGGGAAGGGGGGAUGGGGGGGGAACUGUUUUAUUUAUUUUUGGCUUUACUGUGAAACCACUCGUACAUUUUGAGUGAAUUCCUGGUCUGUGACCAGAGUUUGGAGCACACUGUUGAGUGCAAGAAAAGUUGAAACCACUAAACUGUACUCUGUUGAACAGUGCCUGCCAUAUUCCCCAGCAUUAUCUGCGUGUAGCUACAGAACUGAAGGGGAAGGGAGCACGCUGUUGCUCAGUCUAGUGUGUUCUGCCUUCAGAUUAGUGUUGCACUGUGUACUGGAUACUGAACAGGGAACUAGCGGUGACCAUCUGUUUUUGAUGGAGACCAACAUUGCUGAGGUUAUGCAGAAUCUGUUUUCUCUCCAGGUCCAGUGCUAACAAGUCAGAGACUCAGGGAAACAGCUGUCUUCUUGUUCUGUUAGACACAGUCCCUAUCUUCUGCGCUUUACUGGAAGUGCAAAAAUGCUAUGUGUGCGCAGCAAUAACAUGCUUUCCAAAAGUCUUUAUGCUCUCUUACCCGCUGGUCUGACUGUUUUGCUUGAAGCUGUGCUGGUUUGUUUCAAGUCUGUUUUUAUUUCUGUAUUUGGGAGAACCGGACAGCAUUCCGUUCACAGGAAACAUUCAGGAGACGCAUUUCCACCCCUCCCAUGAAAGUUGUACCUUCCUGUGGACUCUACUCUCUGCUGAAGUGGUCUUUUUUCACUCUUCUCUUUGUAUUUUAUGUUUCUGCAUAAUGUUCUCGCUGCACUGGGUGUGACUGUAAUGCUCUGAUCACAUGUGGGAUUUGGAUGAAUUGGGUAUUUAUUCUUGUUCCCCUUCAAUAAACUG
Molecule: messenger RNA, 3128 nt
Organism: Megalops cyprinoides (Indo-Pacific tarpon)
Lineage: Eukaryota; Metazoa; Chordata; Actinopteri; Elopiformes; Megalopidae
Gene: pigt
Product: phosphatidylinositol glycan anchor biosynthesis, class T
Exons: 12
Coding region: 10-2025 (671 amino acids)
Biological process (GO): attachment of GPI anchor to protein
Cellular component (GO): GPI-anchor transamidase complex
Source: RefSeq, a predicted model, not a curated record